UAUCUUGUAUAAAUACAUAUUCUAGCAACUACAAUUUACGACCUUAAUUCACCACCAUCACCACACAAUGCUUCUAACAAACAUCAACACAAGUGUUAGCAUGAGGAAGAAAACAAGCAAAGGCCGGAAGAAGAUAGAGAUCAAGAAAAUAGAAGAAACGAAUAGCCGUCAAGUCACCUUCUCCAAACGACGUACCGGUCUUUUCAAAAAAGCGUCCGAACUUUGCAUCUUGACCGGUGCACAAGUCGCCAUUCUUGUUAAUUCUCCGGGUGGUCGGGUUUUUGCAUUCGGUCACCCUAACAUCGACCUUCUUCUUGACCGUUAUCUCAACAAAAACAAUAGUAGUAAUAAUAAUAAUAUAAGCACCAACCCCACCACGACAAUCAUGACCGUUAACAACUCCUCUCCACCAGCUUUGCCGACAAAGGAGUUUAACGAGCAUUAUGUGGAGGUUUCAAGAGAACUGGAGGCGGAGAAGAAGCGGAGGGAGAUGAUACCGGCGUCGAGUAGCAGCAGAUUGCCGUGGUUUGAGGAGGGUACGGAGGGGCUAGCGGUGGAGGAGUUGGAGCAGUAUUUGUGGUCGUUGGUAGAGUUGAAGAAGAAGGUGUUGACUAGAGCGGAUGAGUUGAUGAUGAUUAAUAAGUCUCCGGCGUUGUUAGGUGGCUCGAGUGUGUAUGAAAUGUGGGGGAAUGGUGGUCAGGCGGUGGGUGUGGGUGUGGGUGUUCCGACCAACGGCGGUGUUCACGGUGGUUUUGUGUUUCAGCAUGGUGGAGAGAUGAAGUUUUAGAUGGUUUUUUGGGGUUGGAUCUUUUUUUAAUUGUUUUGGUAGAUUUGGUUGUUUAAGUUUAAUUUGGUAAAUAUUUCGGGUUGAAUUGUCUAUUAUGGUGAACCCUAGAUUCUGAAUUGAUGUUUUGAAUUCUUGUAUUGUUUUUUAUG
Molecule: messenger RNA, 936 nt
Organism: Helianthus annuus (common sunflower)
Lineage: Eukaryota; Viridiplantae; Streptophyta; Magnoliopsida; Asterales; Asteraceae
Product: agamous-like MADS-box protein AGL29
Exons: 1
Coding region: 68-787 (239 amino acids)
Biological process (GO): regulation of transcription by RNA polymerase II
Molecular function (GO): DNA-binding transcription factor activity, RNA polymerase II-specific; RNA polymerase II cis-regulatory region sequence-specific DNA binding; protein dimerization activity
Source: RefSeq, a predicted model, not a curated record